AUGGCGGCUCCUGGCCCUGUGACUCCGGGGGCACCCUUUGAACCAUCACAGCCUCCAGUCAUUGAGGGCUUUAGCCCCAGUAUCUGUAGCACUCCAGAAAGCUUCAAGGAAAAAUUCCUUCGGAAGACCCGCGAGAACCCAAUGGUACCUAUAGGCUGCCUGGGCACGGCGGCCGCCCUAACCUACAGCCUCUACUGCUUCCACCGGGGUCAGAGCCACCGCUCGCAGCUUAUGAUGCACACCCGGAUCGCUGCCCAGGGCUUCACGGUCGCAGCCAUCUUGCUGAGUCUGGCUGCAUCUGCGAUUAAGUCUCGAUCCUGAGUCCGAGACCACCUGGCCUUGAAAGUCAUGCAGAGAUCACUCCCAGCCCCAAGAGCAACCACCGGUCCGGCCACCUGACUUAUUCCCCGGUCUCCCCUGACAAGCCCCUGUUUCAGCG
Messenger RNA from Nyctereutes procyonoides (raccoon dog), 439 nucleotides. Its product is annotated as HIG1 domain family member 2A-like. Gene Ontology annotation, biological process: mitochondrial respirasome assembly. The transcript has a single exon. Lineage: Eukaryota; Metazoa; Chordata; Mammalia; Carnivora; Canidae. The record is from RefSeq and is a predicted model, not a curated record. The coding region runs from base 1 to 321 and encodes 106 amino acids. Gene Ontology annotation, cellular component: mitochondrion.